Sungouiella intermedia is the source of this 1200-nucleotide messenger RNA. NCBI's taxonomy places the organism in Eukaryota, Fungi, Ascomycota, Pichiomycetes, Serinales, Metschnikowiaceae. The record is from the annotation of a GenBank genome assembly.
AUGUCUUUUAGAUCCGCUUCUAUCCGUUUGGCCCGCCAGGCCUCGGCUAACGCCGCUAAGCAAAUUGCCACCAAGAGAGCUCUCUCUGCUUUGGCUACCAGAACCACCAUCCCAAAGUUGGCUAAGUCUGCUGCUCCUUUGGCUACCCGUGGUGUUAAGACCAUCAACUUCGGUGGAACCGAGGAGAUCGUCCACGAGCGUGCCGACUGGCCAAGAGAGAAGCUCCUUGAGUACUUCAAGGACGACACCUUGGCUUUGAUCGGUUACGGUUCUCAGGGUUACGGUCAGGGUUUGAAUUUGAGAGACAACGGUUUGAACGUUAUCAUCGGUGUCAGAAAGGACGGUGCUUCUUGGAAGGCUGCCAUUGAGGACGGUUGGGUCCCAGGUGAGAACUUGUUCGACGUCAACGAGGCUAUCGAGAGAGGUACCUACGUUAUGAACUUGUUGUCUGAUGCUGCUCAGUCUGAGACUUGGAGCACCAUCAAGCCAUUGAUCACCAAGGGUAAGACUUUGUACUUCUCCCAUGGUUUCUCUCCAGUUUUCAAGGACUUGACUCACGUCGAGCCACCAACUGAUGUUGAUGUUAUCUUGGCUGCUCCAAAGGGUUCCGGUAGAACCGUGAGAUCCUUGUUCUUGGAGGGCAGAGGUAUCAACUCUUCUUACGCCGUCUGGAACGACGUCACUGGCAAGGCUGAGGAGAAGGCCAUUGCUUUGGCUGUUGCCAUUGGUUCUGGUUACGUUUACCAGACCACCUUCGAGAGAGAGGUCAACUCUGACUUGUACGGUGAGAGAGGUUGUUUGAUGGGUGGUGUCCACGGUAUGUUCUUGGCCCAGUACGAGGUCUUGAGAGAGAACGGCCACACCCCAUCUGAGGCUUUCAACGAGACCGUUGAGGAGGCCACUCAGUCUCUUUACCCAUUGAUUGGUAAGUACGGUAUGGACUACAUGUACGAUGCCUGCUCCACCACUGCCAGAAGAGGUGCUUUGGACUGGUACCCAAGAUUCAAGGAUGCCUUGAAGCCAGUUUUCCAGGACUUGUACGAGUCUGUUAAGAACGGUUCCGAGACCCAGAGAUCUUUGGACUUCAACUCUGCUCCAGACUACAGAGAGAGAUUGGAGGAGGAGUUGGAGAUCAUCAGAAACAUGGAGAUCUGGAGAGUUGGUAAGGAGGUCAGAAAGUUGCGUCCUGAGAACCAGUAA